AUCCCGGGGGAUUAUUUUGAUGGCACAGGUUACGGAAAGGUUGCUGUAUUACGUUCCAAUGUUAUUAUUAAGUCCGUAGUUAGGAGUCAUCAAAUGGAUGCAGUGCUUUUUUAUAUGGGAAAUGAGAACUUGCACUUCUUAGUUACAUUUGAAGGAGGCUAUAUUGUUUUGCAAGGGGAAAAAAAGGACACAAAAUUUUUUGAAAAGUCAACAGAAAAAGUUCCCCUAAGAAACUCCAUCAAUAUCAAAAUGAUUCUGAAUGAUAAUAGACCAGCAACAAUAACUGUUGCAGACAGCAUCAACAUUUUUUUGGGAAACGUCAAGGGGCUCUUUGAGGAGGCCUACAUUGGGGGUGUUCCAACUGCAGUCCGGGAAAAAUAUAAUAUUGUUCUUCCGCCACUUAGAGGAUGUGUCAAAAACGUCAAUGUAGAUGUCGCUGCUUUCUUUAUAGAGGAAGUUGGAAUCGUCCAAGGUUGUCCAGAUCUUUUACUGGGUUCCCGAGAGGCUGCUUUGAAAUUUGGGAGUUCUCUCUCUCUGUCACCUCCUGUUAACGAUACAGACUCCGGGACAAUGGUUUCACUUGGAUUUAAGAUAUCCCAGGAUAAUGUUUCAUCCUUAAUACUGACUGGUGGAAUGAAUAAUGAGUUAUUGCUGUCUUUGAAAAAUGGCUAUGUUGAAAUGCGUGACAAUAUGGAAAAAUUAACAUCCACAUACAAAAGCGAAACUGGAAAAUGGCAUUACGUAACAGCCUACAAAAGUGGAGCAAGGAUGCAGCUAAACGUUGACAACACAGAUAGUGCAGAUCCCCUGUCACCAUCCACAUUCCCUGAACUUGGAGAAAAUGUGAUUUUAGGGGAUGGUUUAUUUGAAGGCUGUUUGAGGAACCUGUAUAUUCGGAGUCUACAGACCCAAUAUAUACCGGCUGACUUGAGCAGAUUCAGUCAGACUGGAAAUGUAUCUCUGGGAUUUUGUAAAGAAGAGCAUCUGGACACUACUAAGAGGCGUGCAAGACAUACUGGAAUUACAUUCAACAGCAAUUCGGAAAGAUCUAAACAAGGCUGUAGGAUCCCAAAGUCCAUCAAAAACACCUUCCACCUUGGUUUCAACAGCCAAAUGCAGUUUAAAAUAGAUCCAGAGAUACUCAGUAACAGGCUGCAUUUCUCCCUAAAUGUCCGUACCAAAUCAUCUGAAGGACUUUUACUCCAUGUCUUAGGGAAAUAUGGUGUUCCUCUUGUGAUUUUAUAUUUGGAUAAAGGAAAAGUCAAACUCUUUGUUGGGGCAGAUGAAACAAUCUCCUCUCAGAAGAUAAAUGAUGGUGACUGGCACAAUAUCAAGUUCAGCUGGAACCAAUACAACUAUUAUCUAGUGGUGGAUGGCGUUCCCACACCCGCUGGACAUUCGUUGAAAGGAUUCACACAUGAUCUGCAGUCUCCUGUCUAUGUGGGACUCGGAACAUUUCAGAUGCUUCACAAAACCCAAGAAAAAGUGCCUCAGAAGAGUAUAAUCGGAUGCAUUAAAGACAUCAGGGUUUCUAAGGUUCUCCUUGUGGAUCCAGCUGUCAGUCGUGGGGUUAUGCCCUGCUUCUAAGGCGUGAC
This is a messenger RNA of Carassius carassius (crucian carp), 1595 nucleotides long. RefSeq names its product laminin subunit alpha-3-like. The transcript is spliced from 12 exons. The record is from RefSeq and is a predicted model, not a curated record. NCBI's taxonomy places the organism in Eukaryota, Metazoa, Chordata, Actinopteri, Cypriniformes, Cyprinidae. Bases 94 to 1587 code for a protein of 497 amino acids.